Nezara viridula (southern green stink bug) is the source of this 745-nucleotide messenger RNA. Lineage: Eukaryota; Metazoa; Arthropoda; Insecta; Hemiptera; Pentatomidae. The record is from the annotation of a GenBank genome assembly.
UUAAUUUUCAAAUGAUUAGAAAUUUUUAGAUCUGAAAUCAAGGAAUGGCUAAGUCUCGCACAGGUUUAAUUUCAACAGGAAUAGCAGUUCUUUCUUUCCUACUAAUUAUAAUAGCUUUUUCAACCCCAUACUGGUUAGAAACUGAUGAUAGGCUCAAACAUCCUAAAUUUAAAAGAAUUGGUUUAUGGGAAGUAUGUUUUAUAGAGUUCAAAGAGCCUCAUUUCUGGUAUGAUACUACAUUUUCGAGUUGCUGGUGGAUAUUUGAAGAGGAAUUUUAUGUUAUAUUCGAUUUUCUUUUACCUGGUUGGUUCGUUUGCGUCCAGUUCUUUUUCACCCUGUGUUUUACGCUUCAUUUGAUUGCUCUUGGUUGUGUAUCUCUUUAUAUGAUUUGCAGCCGAGAAAAUUAUAGGUUUAUUCAUUUAUUAGUGUUUCUAGGUGGCACUCUUAAUAUUGCAGCUUUUAGUGGAACAAUUGCUGUUUAUAUUUUUGGACUUUAUGGCGACGGCCGUGAUUGGAUGCCUAACUGGGAACACAACAAUAUAGGAUGGUCUUACGCUCUUGCAGUCAUUGGCGUUAUAGGAUCUUACAUCUCCGGAACUCUAUAUUUAAUAGAAGCGAGGCGGCACAAAAUUAAAAGGGAUAGAGCAGAGAAGUCUUUAGGAAGACAUAGUUCUAUCUAAUUUUUUUAGCUUUAUUUUAUUCAGUAUGAUCUAUCAAAAGGAAGUAUUUUUAAAAAUUAAUUAUU